Messenger RNA from Symbiodinium natans, 3432 nucleotides. The record is from the annotation of a GenBank genome assembly. NCBI's taxonomy places the organism in Eukaryota, Dinophyceae, Suessiales, Symbiodiniaceae.
AUGGAGGAGAUGCAGAAAGAGCUCAAGGAUCUGAAGACCGAGGAGCAACACUGGUCCGCGCACUUCAAAACGCUGGCCUCUCACCGUGAAAAGCUGGCGCGCGACGCCUCGCAGGCGCACCGCUUGUGCCGAGAGACGGCGGACGAGGUGGCCAUGAAGGAGCUCGAGGAGCAAGACCUGAAGAAGAAACACCAGGAGAUCAGCCAGAAGCAGAAGGAGUUCUGCACCAUGUACGAGGUGGUGAAGAACGAGCGCAACAAGUACAUGACACACAUCCAGAAGUCGGAUCAGCACCUCUCGGAGAUGAAGGAGAAGUUCAAGAUCUUGUCCAACGAGGUCGAAAUUCUCCGCAUGGAGAGCGCCUACAAGGACAAGCAGCUUGCGCGAAUCCGACAAGAGGCCCAGCGGCUGGAAGUCAUCCACGACCAGCUCCAAAACGAGAAGACCCGCAUCACCGGGAAGGGGACGGCCCUCAAUGAGCAGGUGGAGCAGUUCGUGAUCGAGAUUGACAAGCUCAACUCCAUCAUCAGCGCCAUUGAGAAGGAAAUGGUGGUGCUGGCGAAGUCUUGCCUGGGUGUUGUCCUACCUGGCGACCUCUUGGGUGGGUCCCUCUUCGCAAACGUGCACCGCGGGGAGAGCGUCGUGGACGUCCUGAACGCAAUUGAUGUGGACUACUGCGUCUUGGGGAACCAUGAGUUCGACUACGGCGCAGAGCGCACGAAGGAGCUGAUGAGUCAGAGCAAGUUCCCCUGGCUGGGUUCCAACGUCCGCGAGCUGCGAGGGCAGGCUGCGGAGAAGCCUCUUUUCCACAACACCAUGGACCACGAUACCUUCGACGUCCCGCUUCCGGGUGGUGGCAAUGUCAAGGUGGGUGUCUUUGGCCUCUGUACACCUGCGACUCCUCAGCUGUCACAGCCUGGCAAAGAUGUCAUCUUCGAGCAGCCGCACGAGCAUGCCGACCGCUGCGUCAAAGAGCUGAGGGCCAUGGGCUGUGAGUUCAUCAUUGCGCUGACUCAUCUCACUUUGAUGGCCGACAAGCAGCUGGCCGAGUGGUGCCCGGGCAUCAACGUCAUCCUUGGUGGCCACGACCAUGAUCCCUUCCUUCUCGUCCACCGCGGCGUGCUCAUCGCGAAGUGCGGACAGAACGCAGAUCAUCUGGGGGUCCUCGAUCUUUUCCUGGACCGAGGAGGUCCCAAGGGGGCCCUGCAGAUCAACCACUCCUUCAAGUUCUUGACAACAUCCCUGGCGACGGCUCAUCCUUCAGUCCUGCAGGUGGUGGACAAGUGGCAAGCGACCAAGAACGGCCAGGAAGACGAGGUGCUUUGCAUGAUAGGCGACGUGGAGUUGUCUUCGAGCACCAAUGAGCUCAGAACGCGUGAGAACGCUUUUGGGUGCCUGGUCGCUGAUGCCAUGCGCUGGGCCUACCGAGACGAAGGUUGUCAGGCGGCGAUCAUCAACGGCGGCUUCAUCCGCCAGGAUCGGUCCUACCCUGCGCACACAGCACUUACCAUGACGCACGUGUCUGAAGAGAUGCCAUUCACGAAGCGAGUGGCCCUCCAGCGGCUCACCGGCCGCGCGCUGCGACGUGGGUUGGAGGAGAUGCUCCGGCCGGCGCCGCCGACCUCCUCUUUCCCACAUGUCUCCGAGGGACUCCAUGUCGUCUUCGAGCCCAGCGCGCCAGCGCUUUCUCGCAUCCAGCGCCUGGAGCUCAAUGGCAAGGAGGUGGAGCCGGAUACGGAGUACUUAGUCGCUGUCAGCGAGUUCUACAUCCUGGUCGCAGGGGAUGGUGUGGAGACGUUCCACAAAACCCCCGUUGAGCACAUGAAGGAGACCCUCAUCCGUGACCACGUGGUUGCCUACCUCCGCAGCCGCGACUCCGUCAGUGGGGCCCUCCCUCAGCGUGUGGAGGCCUUCGGUGGAUCCUUUCUUUUGCUGGCUGUUAGAGUGGGCCUUCUCUCGGCCGGUUGGGCUGUGGAGGUGGAGCUGAGACUCAAGUACGAGCAGGCCGUGGAGACGCGAAACUUCACUGGUACCCAGCUCAUCGACAGGAACGACGAGCUUUGCAUCCUCUGGGAGAAAGCCAACAUCCAGGAGAAGCUCCUAAAGAAGGGUGAGGAUGCCAUGCAGCGGAAGGAGGAGGAGAUCCGGAGCCUGAAGAUUGAUCUCGGAGAGGUUCAGAGGCAGCUGAUCGUCGUGCGAGGCAAGAUGCCCGAGGUCGAGUCUCUGGCCGAGUCGGUCGCGCAGUUGCGUGAGCAGGUUAACAUGGUUUGCAUCCGACUCGCCCUGGGGCUUCAGCAAAAUGUAGACUUCAUAAGUAGAGGCAGGGCAGGAAUUCCGGGCAUUUCGCAUCCAGCACUCAUGGCCCAAGUCGCAUUCCCGGAGCCAGUGAAAGGUGAGACCAACCCCAACGUGGUGCUCGGUACGCCCGCAGACGACCAGGUCGCGACCGACGUCACUGGCAUCGCCUUGGCACCGCAGGGCAAAGGAACUUGCAAGCGACGCUGCUGCUGGGCUACCGGCAUCGUUCUGAGCCUCCUCGCGACUGUGGGCAUCGGUAUUCUCAUCGGCUUCUUCAUCUUCGCCAACGAGAACGAAGACCGAGAGGAGCUUGGCGCACGGCAUGCGAAGGAGUAUGCGCCGGAGAUGGGCGGCUUCUUGACACUCUCCGUCGCGAACGCCACCCGCUUUCUUGCCCAUCCUCAAGUUCGGAGCGCACUUUCCUCUGGCAUCGCGAGCUUGCACAGCGAAGUGAGCGCCACGGACGUCGUCAUCAACGAGCUCCUGCAUGAGGAGAGCCGGGCGCAGGACCUCGACGAUGCGGGGCGCCGCCUGCAGGGAGCGCCGGAGGAGCGGCAGAUUCGCGUCCUCUACACGGUGCGGCGCGACAGCGUGGAGCAGGCGAAGGCUGUUCUGGAGGCGCUGCAGAAGGUCCCGGCGGACACAGUCACAAGCAAGCUGAGCGCAGCGGCGGUCUCUUUCGGAGUGGAUCCCAUCGAGGCAGUGGCGGAGCCAAGGUUCUGCAUGGUCUUCGAGCACUCCCAAGACGGAGUCCAUGGUGAUGACCGCCUGGAUUGCGACUGGGCUGAGAAGGACGACAAGGACGACAGGGACGACAAGGACGACAAGGACGACGACAAGGACGACGACAAGGACGAGGAGGAGGACGACGAGGAAGAUGACGAGAAGCGUGGCCGAGAUGACCGAGAUGACCGAGAUGACCGAGAUGACGACCGCCGGCUGCAGCCCAGGGACGAGGACGACGAAGACGAGGAGGACGAAGUCUAUGGUGAUGAGCGCCUGGAUUGCGACUGGGCUGAGAAGGACGACAAGGACGACAAGGACGACAAGGACGACAAGGACGACAAGGACGACAAGGACGAGGAGGACGACGACGAGGAGGACGACGAGGAAGAUGACGAGAAGCGCCUCUGA